UGUCGAGUCGGCGUGGGCUGUCGACGUAAGGGGAUCUCGCAGCUCGCGCCCAGUCCUCGGAGUGAAGCUCAAGUUUCCCCUCCCUUGCAGCUCGCCAAGAGCGUAGCGAGAUCAGUGUCCUGCAACUCUUCAGCCCGCUGGACACGGACGUAGCGCGACCAGUGUCCUGCGACUCUUCAGCCCGCUGGACACGGACGUAGCGCGACCAGUGUCCUGCGACUCUUCAGCCCGCUGGACACGGACGUAGCGCGACCAGUGUCCCGCUACUCUUCAGCCCGCUGGACACGGACGUAGCGCGACCAGUGUCCCGCUACUCUUCAUCCCGCUGGACACGGACGUAGCGCGACCAGUGUCCUGCAACUCUUCAGCCCGCUGGACACGGACGUAGCGCGACCAGUGUCCCGCAACUCUUCAGCCCGCUGGCCACGGACGUAGCGCGACCAGUGUCCCGCAACUCUUCAGCCCGCUGGACACGGACGUAGCGCGACCAGUGUCCCGCAACUCUUCAGCCCGCUGGACACGGACGUAGCGCGACCAGUGUCCCGCAACUCUUCAGCCCGCUGGCCACGGACGUAGCGCGACCAGUGUCCCGCAACUCUUCAGCCCGCUGGACACGGACGUAGCGCGACCAGUGUCCUGCAACUCUUCAGCCCGCUGGACACGGACGUAGAAGUCGGUAGUUCCGAGGAUGGUGUCUCUUCUAACCGGCAGGUACUCUUCUCACUACGCGCCAGUACCUAGCGAGACACGGCGGUCAGGAGACCUUCAGGAAAGACUUGUCGGACGAGGAUACCUCGGCCCAACACCGCAGUCGGACAGCACCGAGUACUCUGUUCGAUGUUGCUUCUUCUGUCAGCUGGUGCUCCGCGUGACAAGUGCUGAGUUCCUCCGGCGCUGGAGAGUGAUGGAGUUCCCGGGAAGCUCGGACAUUUGACGGCGGAACGAAGGACCUCCAGGCGUGCGUACAAUGCGCCCGAGAUUUCACGCCGUAACAUCAGCGUCCUUUCGGAUGUGCCACAGAGGACACGUCUUAUCCGACACCUUGUGAUACCGUUGUGUCUGUCCUGCAAAGACAGCGUACAAACAUCACUAGACUGUAGACUCAACUGUGCUACACACUUUCAAAACGUUUCACCUUAAAUUUAAGAAUAUUUGUGGUUACAAUUUUAUCUAGGGAUCUUCGUAAAUUAACGGGUACAAAUUUCAAUUACUUCGAAAAUGAAUCCACAAGAAUAAUCUCCGUAGACAAGGAAAAAAAUAAACAUUUAAAAACUGGUUAAGACUCAUCAAAAAAAAACCUUUUUAUACCGAAAAUUAGAAUUCGAGAGUUGUGCACAGGAUACGUUUUACGAAGAUACUGUUAUCUGGAAUCACGAAGAACUCUUCGCUUAUUUGUAGGUGAAUUCUUCGUUGAAAUUCCUUAAAAUCGGUGUAAAUGUCAAACAGCGUACGUACUCAAAAACAGUUUAGCGUGCCCUUCGGGCGAUACACUUAGGUCAGAAGGUUUUUUUGUGAUAUGAAAACUGGGUGUUGGUGUGUGUUCGGUUUCUCAUUGCUGCCGCUUGUGACGAUCUCACUCGUCGGCUCGGCGCGUGUGAGAGUGGUUGAAAGUGCGCAGCAGAUGUGUGACGUGCUCCGAGUGUGAGGGAAUCUGAAGGAUAAGGCCCACGCGUGGCUGUGGGGCCCAGCGAGAUCACCAGGUGUUGUGGACACGCGGUUCAGCCCGAGAGGGUCGACCAGGUGGAUACGCCCCCCCCCUGGUCGCGAACGGACGCCCGUCGGCGCGCCGAGAUGACGACGUGGACGGACGCGCCCGCCGGACCCAGGAGGUCGACAGCCUCCAGGGCGGUCCUCUUCGUCCGCGCCUUCCUCCGGAGGCCGCGCGGUUCGGAACCUCGGCGCCCUGCGUGCAGUAACAUGCUCAAGUUCUGUCCGGGGGCCGGCGCCAGAAGCGGCAAGUAUGAGGUGAACCCCGGCAGCAAGGCGGCCCAGAGGGGGGUGCGCGAGGGUGACGUCAUAUCGUCCAUCAACGGCCAGCCCACCAAGCACGUGACCAACAGCACCGCGCACUCGCUGCUGAGGACCGCCGGCCACACCCUCCGCCUCGGACUCAACGAGGACAGCUGCGGCUCGCCCAAGAGGAAGGGACACAAGAGCAGCCAAUCAGCGGACCAGGAGCAGCCAUUUGCAAGAGGCGAGGCGAGAGGCAGCGGCCGGGAUGCAGGCGGCGCAGUAGCAGGGUCAGACGGCGGCCCCCGAGGACCCGGUGCGACCGGCAAGGGUCUGCAGCAAGGCGCCGUGCCUGGCGGGAGUUCAAGGUCACGACGACGCAAGAGGGCUCGUGCCAACCGCCUCAAGAGUCAGGACGGCGAGGCUCCCGAGACGACCACCGCGGCCACUCCAAGUCCGGCUGAGGAACAUCACACCUCUGCCGCAGUAGAGUGUCCUGAUGCAAUUGCGUCAGAGAUCUCACCAGCAAACAACGAAGAUGACCCGCCCGCUCCAGAAGCCAGCAACGCGGGCGAAGCAGAAGCUGCCGCUGCUGCUGGUGCGGACAGAUCAGUCAACGUCAGUUCCAGAAGUUUUUCCAGCGAGUCUUCGGUCGAGCGCAGGAUCGAAGUGGUUAGCAGUCACUUCAUCGCAACUGGUUUAUCGUCUCAAAAUUCCACAGACGUGAGCACCGAAAGUGUUUCUACGUUCAGCGAGUCCGUGCAAAAUGUUGCAAGCAAUAACGAACAGUUGACGUUUAACGACAGUGUCGAUGAUGUGUCCCGGAACUCGCAGCAGGAUGAUAGUGUCCAGACAAGACUUACCACUUUUUCUGCUGAGAUGGAGAAUGAAAGCGAGAGUGAUGAAACUGUCACGAAUGUUCCAGUUACUGGAAUGAUAGGAAAAGAAGAUGAAACUGUCACGAAUGUUCCAAGUACUGGAAUGAUAGGAAAAGAAGAUGAAACUGUCACGAAUGUUCCAGGUACUGGAAUGAUAGGAAAAGAAGAUGAAACUGUCACGAAUGUUUUAGUUACUGGAAUGAUAGGAAAAGAAGAUGAAACUGUCACGAAUGUUCCAGGUACUGGAAUGAUAGGAAAAGAAGAUGAAACUGUCACGAAUGUUCCAGGUACUGAAAUGAUAGGAAAAGAAGAUGAAAUUGUCACGAAUGUUCCAGGCUUUGGAAUGAUAGGAAAAGAAGACGAAACUGUCACGAAUGUUCCAGUUACUGGAAUGAUUGGAAAAUACGAAACUGUCACGAAUGUUCCAGGUACUGGAAUGAUAGGAAAAGAAAAGUCUGAACAGGAGAUUAAGAACAGAGAUGUAGAUGAGCACUCACAUCAGGGCAUCCUGGAGAAACUCUCCCUCGAUAAUAGCCUCGAAGAUCUUGAUCGGCACAGUAUAAACUCUGCAAAUGAAUACAUCAUUGGUUUAGCCGAUGGAAAAUUGUUUGUUUGCCAGAAGGAACCUAAAAAUGAAAGAAAAAGUAGUAAAAACGAAAGUAAAGAAUUAAUCAACGACAACCACCUUGACAGUCAUGGGUUGUCCCAGAACGAUCCUGCUGAUGACCGCACAAUGGUGACAGAUGUCGCAGAGACCUUUUCCUCUCAGAAAGACACUGAAGAAGAACAAAUGGCGGGGAACAAAAUAGAACCGCAGGGCCACUGUGGGAUCGGGACUGGUGGGGAGCAACAAAUAGUUCGCGAGGAACUUAAACAUAAAUCUUUAUAUCACACUUUUACUGAUGUCACACACAUCAUUGGUACUGAUGAUACGAAGACUGAUUCUUAUGUAAAUGAAACUGUCCAGGAUAAUAUUGAUUGCAGCAAAGUUAAACAGACAAUUCCUUGCAAUGAUAAGACUGAAGAGGAGCAUAUCGUCAUAAAUAAACCUGACACUGCACAUACAAACCAGAAUGUGGAUAUGGUUGGACUUGCCAUGAAAAAUGAUCAAGUGAGGACUGCUGACUGUAUACGAAACAUAUUAGAAGAGAGCGAAGACUUUGAUGAAGGUGGGCCACAAACCUGCUUUCAGGAGACUGCUUACCAAUUCGAAGGUGUAGAUUCAUUUCAGAAAAAUGGUUCAUUGGUUGACAUGGCUGACACACACAUAGCAAGUACAGCUCUCUGUCAGAACGCAGCCAAAGAAAAAUUUGUAGAUUGUUAUGAAACCGAAGAACAAACAUUUGGCAAAUUCGAAGAUGCAGAAUCGUACUCGAAUAAUAAUGUAGUUCGCCAUGCCAUUAGUACAGUUGUCGCUGAAACAAUACCUUGUCAAAAAGAUGAAAAAGAGGAAAAACCUUUUAUUAGUGAAAUUGAGGGAUUAGGGCUCUUCAAGGACAAUGCGGAAUUGACAUAUAUGGCUCAUAAUAAGGGUGAUGUCAAAGGCGAAAUUCACAACGAUUCCGUAAAUGAACACAUUAUUAGCCAAAUAAGUACGAAGACAUUUCUCUGUGAGAAUGUAACUAGAGAAGAAAAUAUUGUUUCAAGUUACUGUGAACAGCAAGGAUCUUUCGGGAAUGAGAAUUAUAAAGAACAAAUUACAGAUGAUAAAUCCAAUGAAAAAGAGCGCCCUGAGGGCGAAUCAGGACCUGAAAAUAAUUUUUUUGCAGCUACAGUAAUAACGGAAGAUUUGGUUGGAGUGAAAACUGUAGGGGAUAUAGUCAGGAAAUGCGAUGCUGAAGACCAAAUAAGCUGUCAAAAUAAAAGUUCCUUAGAGCACGUACCAGAUGAAAACUCUGUUGCUAAAAGCCUGUUGGCAUCCAAGGCCGCAGAAUAUUGCAAUGUUGGUGUUGAUUCUGAAAAGCAAGAUUCAUGUCGGGACCAGAAAAUAGUAGAACAGUCUGUUGGUAUUAAAUCAGAAUGCGAAAAUAUAUCCUGCAAGGAAACUACGCAAGAAAGUGAAAAUGAAGCUGUUUUAAAUAAUUCACUGUCGCUAAAUGAAGUGAAAAAAGAAAAGCUAGAUGUGAUCGAAUCUGGUUUAGAAAUUACUUUGGGAGGGAAACACUCAACUAACGACAACCUUGACAGUGGCAAAAAUGGAAAUGACAUGAAAGUGAUUGGCAGCAUUGAUAAUACAGAAGAACUCCCGUGUGAUAGUAAAGGAAUGGCCGAGGAAAAUCUUGCAGUGGCUGCCAGAUGUGAACGAACGAAAAUAAAUGCGAGCGAAAAAUUGGACUCUCUCCAUCUGCAGAGGUUGAAUGAAUGGUCUUCUGAUGGGGGGCAGAUAUUCGAACGAGUCAGUGGAUGCAGUGAUGUAAAUGUAUGCGCAAGCGAGAUUUUUGAAGGUAAUCAGAAUUUUAAACAAGAAAGCUGUAAUUUAGAACUUUCCUCCUCAGUCAGCAAACCAGGUGAACUGGAACAUUUGAUAGAAACGCAAACUUUCAGUGACUCAAAGAGUGAUACAGAAGCUCAUGAAUCUAAAAACGACCCUCAUUCAAAGGAAUUCGUGCUUGAAGAAGAUAUUUUGAAAGUAUCAAACGAACAUAGUUUUGAAUGUGAUGUAGUACACCCAAAUAUUCGCCAUUCCAACAACGACAGUUGUAAUGUCAUUACCGAUAGCGUACAAUUUUCCGAAGCUCUGGAAAAUAAAUUACAUAAUGUGGAGUGGGAAACUACUGUUGAAGUUGGCAAACUUUCAUCAACCGAAGCCAAGUCAAAGCCUUGCUUUGAUUUGAAAAUCAGUGAAGUUUCUUUACAGGAGGAUAUUUCUUCUGAAUAUUUAGAUAUUCCAGAGAAAAAUUUCCAGCAGCAGGGAGAUGAGAGUUUGCCACACCUUCCCCAAAAUUUAAAUGUAGAUGGUGGUAGAGAGCCAGUGUCUUCAAAACGCUACCGAACAAGACAGAUUCUUGAGGCUUUUUUCAUGCCAAAUCAUCACCAGCGAUACUUAGAUGUAAUUGCUGAAGAGGGCGGAGAAUCUAAUGAGGAGAAGGAAUCAGCUGAGCAGAAUAUAGAUAUUGGUAAAGAUUCUGACAAAGCGAUUGUAGUCAUGAGAAGUAAUGGGCUGUCAAUGGAAGACAGUACUUUACAAUUUGCGAAAAGCAGAAAAAACACUGAAAUGAUCUCCCUAUGGAGGUGUAGUAGACAUAACCCAGAUGAAUGUAAAUUAAAUCCUAAACAUAACAUUGUGUGGGAGAAGAAAAGUAGCACAUUUGCGAAUAAUGUGUUUAAUACACAUCAUAAAUCCGACUGUGAGGUUGAUACUGAAAGUACCGACGACGAUGAUCCAAUGCUUGCCAGGGUGAGAACACAAGAAAGUGAAGAAAAUGCGGAAGUCGUGUUCUUAGAAGACACAAGCAGUGCUAGCAGCAUCACAAUACAGGGCGAUGAUCCUGGCGACGAUGCUGACAUCGAUGAAAUAGAAAUAGAAUAUGAGGACUAUGAUGUAGGCGAAAACAUGAGAAGUCCAAAUACAAAUUCUCGCCCAUAUUUUACCUACAAAAGAGAAGAUAACAGUGCAGCAAAAAAUAAAUCAAGUAAACAGUUAGCUGUUUUCCAAGAAACAAAUGAACCUUCAAACAUAAAGUACUAUGAUGAGCCAAUUUACGAAAAUGUAAUCGUUUUUCGUAGGAACAAUGUUUCAAAAGAUUUUAAUGGCAAUUCUAGUACAAAAAAUAGCAAGUUAGGUCGAGAUGUAAUACAUAUUUCAACUGCUACGCAUGUUGAUCAAAUUACUUCUGCCACAGCAAUGUCGGUUGCUGGUGAAAAUUUCUUACCGACAGAGAAUAUCAAUGACAACAAUUGCUGUAGUAAGAAUAAUUCAGAAACUCAAAACAAAAGUAAAGCCUUUGGCUCUACAGAUGAAUCAAUGGACAUUAAAGAUGAAAAGAUUGUAGAUUUCUUUAAGCAUCUUUUUAUAUCACUUCCUGAAGCCGAUGAAAGAAGGAAAAAUUUAUAUGAAGCUCUUAUGGAACUAAUAAGCGAUCUUAGCUCGCCACUGUCUCCAAACACUAGAAGUAGCCUUAAUGGUCUACUUUCAGACGAGUCAUUCAGGACUCUUAAAGAGUCAAAUACGAACAAGGAUUGUAUCACUUUAAAGCCAAAUACUUCAAAAGGUUCUUCGGUAAUAACUAAAAAUUCCUGCAAGAACACUUUGUCCAACUUCACAAAUAAACCAAACAACAUUCAGCAAAUGUCUUUCGAGACUUGUAUCUCCAACCCCGAAAGCACAAAAAGUUUUCCGAGAAGUCUGAAAGAUCUCGCUUUGGAUAAAAUAUUAUCUUUACCAUAUGGAACAGAAAUUCUCAUAUGUCUCGGAAUAAAAGGAUACAACAUAUAUUCACAGAAUAUUUCUGCUGGAAAUGGGCAAAAGCAGGAUGCAAAGUCAAGUGCACCGUUGCAUACUGUAAGCGAAGGUUUGCCUAGAAGGUGGUCGGAUGAAGACACGUGGGAUGAUGAUUUCAGGAGCCAGGAGGUUCAUUCUGUGGUCUCGGAUAGCGCCAGCGAGGACUGGGUUGGGAUGCCGACUAGCAUGGACCCUCGUCUCCUGGUGUGCAUGUCGCCGGCCCAAGCGCGUGGUUAUCGCGGCCAUUACAUGCUGCCGACCCCCGACGAGGCGCAGAACCUCCUCGAUCUGCACAGCAAGUACAUGGAGCGCCAGAGCUACCACGACAACCGCGCUCCCUUUCGUUCGCCGACACGGGGGAGAAUCCGCGAAUCCACCCACAGCGGGCUGGACGACGGCGAGGUGGCUCUCAUUGUGGGUCCGUCUCGCGGGGAGGAAUGCGCGACGUCACGUACAGUUAAAAUACCCGCGCCGGAGGGGGAGGAGGGUGCGCGAGGCGGCGGGACGGAGAGCAGCAGCCGGCUGCUGGCAAUCAUCCGAGCGUCGUCGCCCCGCGUAGCGCCGCGCCGCCAGAAGACGCCCGCCGGCAUGGAGACCCCCCGCGCCAGGGCGACCAACCGCCACUCUUGGGCUGGCCAGCGACAGCCGGACAAGAGGGCCUCGGCCUUCCUGGACAGCCUCGACUGCAACCUCAGAGCGUCCGAGGACGAGAGGCUGAGGGCCAAGCUUCUGUCGGAGUGGAUGAACCUCGCCCGCGGACGCUCGUCCUCGAUCACUGGGACAGAACUUCGAGACCAAGCAGAGACCCAUGAUACCCAGAGAGAAGGUGGGCAGUCGGAGGGGCAGCAGCAACGUGAGCACGUCCCGGAAGGCGAAGAUCAUAAGGCUUCGGCCCGAAGAAGGAGGCACUCCCUGCCAGAACCAGAAUUUGACGAUGCAGCCCCUCAGCAGCCCCAGCUCUCGAGGCAGGUUUCGGCCCCUUGCGAGCCGCGACGGUUCGACCCCGGCCAGUACGUCAUCUCGAAGCGGGGGGACAUCGCCGUCAUCCAGAGCGAGGCGCGCCCCGGGAGGACCUGGCCCAAGCCUGGCGCCGCCGGCGACGGCGAGAUCUUCCGCCAGCAGAUGUACCUGGAGUACAUGAGCAAGGUGGAGGAGAGGAAGGAGCGCCGCCGCCAGAAGAUGAUCCGCCUGUCGGCGCCGCCGCUGGGGGCGGCCGCGGGGGCGGAUGCGUUCUGCCCCCGGCUGCAGUCAGAGUUCAUGGACCGGCUGCGCGAGCGCAAGGACAAGCUGGGGCUGGAGCUCAGCGACCAGGAGGAUCGCGACGGCGGUGCCUCGCCGCGGCUACCGAGGCACCUGCACGAGCUGCUGGUGUCAGACGACGCGGCCAGUGACACCGAGGGCGUGUGGUCCCCGGCGCAGAAGGACGGCAGGGGGGAAGAGGCGGAGCAGCAGCCAACCAGCGAGCAGCAGCAGCAGCAGCAGCAGCAGCAGCAGCAGCAGCAGCAGCAGCAGCAGCAGGGCGAGCCGGCGGCCCCCGUGUGGACGCCCAAGAGCGCGGGUUCGAGUCCCGUGGCGGAGCGCAGGGAGUUCCGCCCAGUCAGGUUCCAGUCGCCCACCCUCCCGCGCAGGAGCGCGCAGCCGCCGGAGAGACAGAUGAAGCAGGAGGAAGCAAGGCAGCAGCAGCAGCAGCAGCAGCAGCAGCAGCAGCAGCAGGAGGUUGAGAAGGGCGCGGACGACCCCGCCUCGCAGACGACGCGCCUGGUGCAGAGCCACAGCGCCCCGGCCAGCGGCCUGUCCUCGCUGGUCUCCCUGCCGCGCGCGCAGAACCCCACCAUCACCCUGCUGCAGAAGGCGAGAGAGGGUCAGCUGCCGAAGGGUGCGCUCUACCUUGAGAAUACCGCAAACAACAAUGAGGACAAGUCCACCAUGAACCCUAACGACAUUCUGUUUGAGGUGAAGCGGGAGUACGAGAUGGACUCCGAGGAGGGCCACAAGAAGGUGACGGAGCUGACGCCCAGGAAGUACGAGGGCAUCGGCCCCACGACCAGGGAGGGGGUACCCCUGGUGCUUCGCUCGGAGAUUAGAGAUGCAAACCAAGCUAAAUGGUACAAACGGAUGUAUGAUUCCUUGCAUCGCGCCAGUAAAGAUGACAACUAUGUGACAGUUCGCUACAGGCCUUCCAGAGGUGGCUCGCAGUAUCGGCACGCAUCUCCCGGGGGCUACGCGUCCGAGCCGGACCGCUCCGGCUACCACUCGGACAUCGGCUUCUCGGCCAAGUACGCGACGCUGGACCGACGGCGCAUCAAGAACAAGGAGAACGACUUCACCACCAACACCCUGCCUCGAUCCAAGUACCUGCCGCACCCGGACUCCGUCAAGUACUACACGGAGGUGUACAGGAACCAGCCGGGCCGGAUCGAGGACUACGUGCCGGGACGGUCCUCCAUCUCCGACAAGGAGACCAAGCAGUGGUGGGAUGAAGUCCUAGAGAUAUUUGAUGGCUGGUUGGAAUCUCACUACACGCAACUCAAUCACAGCUCUUUACACUCCAGCCACGAGUUACGUCGCCGCCUCGAAAAACAAGAGCGUCACCAAGUGCCCGUCAGCCUGCCUGAGAACUCCUUCUUGAAUCGCGCGGCGAAGGUGUCGGGGUACGAGAGCGACUCGACGCUGGUGUUCAAGCGCCGCGACGAGAACCUGCAGAGCCAGCUGAGCCCGGCGGAGCAGAGGACGGCGUACAAGACCAUCCAGAAGGGAGGGGAGGUCCCGCUGCACGGGCUGCGCAAACCCGCCCCGGAGAGGCCCAAAGAGCCAGUGAACGGUGCAGUCCCGGGCAAAAGCCACAGCGGGGACAGAGCCCCAGAGUCCCCGCGCCGCUACGUGGAGUCGGAGGUGACGAUCCACUACCGCAGCCCUGUGCGCGCCGAGGCGAAGCAGGCGGUGUCGGAGGAGGAGCUGGCGCGUCGCCAGGCGGAGGCCAUGCGCCGGAUAUACCAGGAGGAGCGCCGGCGCAAGUACCUGCAGGAGCUGCAGGACAUGAACAGCCGGCGGCACACGGACAACUUCACGCCGUCCCAGAAGUCUCCGAUACCGCUGAACCGCUACGACGACAUCCUGGAUGACGUCAGUAAGACGAAGCCGCGCGACCAGACGCCAGAGCCCAAGCUGGUGGCCAGGGCUCUGUACAACUUUGUCGGGCAGACAUCGAGGGAACUGAGCUUCCGGCGAGGGGACAUAAUCUUCGUGAAGCGGCAGAUCGACAAGAACUGGUACGAGGGUGAGCACAACGCCAUGGUCGGGCUGUUCCCGCUCAACUACGUCGAGAUCAUCCCGUACGAUGGCAUCCGAACAAUGCCAAAGCGACCGAGUGAAGGACAAGCUAGAGCGAAGUUCAACUUCACUGCACAAACCUACCUUGAGCUCCCAUUAGUUAAAGGGGAGCUCGUGGUGCUGACACGGAGGGUGGACGACAACUGGUACGAGGGCCGCAUCGGCCCCCGCAAGGGCAUAUUCCCCGUGUCGUACGUGGAGGUACUGCAGGAGCCCGGGACGGCGGACAGGCCCGCGCCGAGGGCGGUCUCCUCGCCCGCCUCGCAGGCGGUGAUGGUGAACGGCAGCCGCGCCCGGCCGGCCACGUACCAGCCGGGCAGCUACUACAGCCAGCACAGGUCUCUGUCGGGGCACUACGCCACCUUGCCUCGCCAGGGCCAGGCGGGGAAGCAACAGACGUCAGCCGUGAACCAAACACUGCACAUAGACACUCGUUCGGAACCUGUGCCGUACCGCGCGCUCUACAACUACUGCCCCCAGAACGAUGACGAGCUGGAGCUGGUGGAAGGGGACACCGUGCACGUGAUGGAGAAGUGCGAUGAUGGCUGGUACGUGGGCUCCAGCCAGCGCACGGGCUACUUCGGCACCUUCCCCGGCAACUACGUGGAGCGGAUGUGAGGCGAGGUAGGGUAGACCGCUUGGCCGGCGGAACUGUCAGGAACACGCGUGGCAACGAACGUGGCUUGUUACUUGUUUUAGUGUAAAAAAAACUAAUUAUGAUGAUGGGUUUUUGAAUGCACAGUACGAUGAAAGGUUUUGGCACAUUCAGUUGCUGGUCGCAUUACUGCGCUAACGUAAUUUUAAGUCCCUCGGAAUUUUUUUGUUACUGCCUGUUUUUAUUCCAGUUGUGUUUCCUUUUUUCACAUUUGGCAUUUCUGUUAAAACUAUAUUGACUUUCGAUAAUCCAAAAAAAUCGCUAAUCCGGCGUGGCCAUUUACCCAAAUUUUUGGAUUAAAAGAAAUUUAACUGUACUUAAAAAUUAUUAAUGGCCACACAUUAUUUUAAUUAAAAAUUACGAACUCGAUUACUGAAACUAUUUUUUUCUAUCAACGUGUCGGCACAAUGACGCCACCAUUUCAAAUAUUCUGUAUUCACAGCGGAUAUUACGACUGUAUCGUUAUUUUUUUAAGUUUAGAAAAAAGAAAUGCUUUUAACAAAAGUACUGGGUUGUUGUAAUACAGAACGAUUGUUUGCAUCACGUGAUUUCUGACAGUUCUACUGGUGAUUCGUGAGCCACUGUUCGGAACGCGCACUGAAGACGAACAUUGGUCUACCUCAUUAGCCUACGAGAUGGAUGCGCCAGUAGUCCUGAUGCGUUUAGUCUGGGAAGGCUAUGAAGCCGCUGGUGUUACCGCGAGUACCAAAGAGAUUCAUGGCUGACAAGGAUCAAGUAAAUAUAUACACGCAACAAUAAAUAUUUAAAAAAAUAAUAAUAUUAUUAAACUUGGCAUCAAUGAAGCACUGAUGGUGUACAAACAAUACAGAGAAUUUCUAAAAAUAUAUACUUGUAUAUUACUGGAACUCUACAUCGUAGGCUUAUUUUAGCCAUACUUAUAACAGCACACGUCAGUUCGGAAUGACAUUAUUACUUAAUAAUUAUUAUUUUUCAUCUCUUGCAGUUUUUUUUUUAUGCACAUAAACAACUUUUAUCCUUCAGCUUCACUUUUUUUUUUUUUUUUUAAAAAGAAUUGCCAGUAUACUUCAUGGUUAUGAUGUAGGAGACAUACAAACAAACUUUUACUGCUGUCCAAUAUCUUAAAAUCCUACCUAGGUUUAAAUUUAAAAUAAAAGUUUUAUGAAGAGAAUUUUCACUCUAAGCAAUUCAUUUCAUCAUUUGUUGAUAAUAAGUGUUUAGGCGUUGAAGUGCAAUUAAAUAUAUUUCAGCAUUAUGCACCAUAUGCAAACUUCAAGGCAACAGAAAUUUUCUUCAUUGCAAUACAUACCUGAACAGUCUUAUUUUCACUGGAGCACUUUAGCCGACUUUGUAAGGAACUUCAGUUGUUGCCACUGAUGGAGAAAAUGAUGUGUGUCCACUAUGCAAGUGCAUCUUCUCAUGUGUUGUAUUAGUUAGAACAAUACAGCGUCUUUCCCGGCCACCUUAUGUAUGCUGUGUGUUGGGACAAGAUUUUAUGGUUUUAUUUUUAGGUCAGUUUCAUUUUUAAAACUUUUAAUUUUUGGUGUUUUUGUUUUUAUUUUUAAAUAUUGUCUUCAUCGAUAAAUAUGGUGAAUUAUUCAACAAAUAUGAAGUUAAAAUAAUUAUUAAUACAUAUUUCACCAAAAUAGUCCCUUUCGACUAUCAUGGUCCAAACAGAACUACUCAGAAAACUAAAAAAUAGACAAUUUUUUUUUUUUUUUAAAAACGUGCCAACAUUAUGACGUAAUGUGUUACUAAUGAGAUGCAAGAUCAAACAAUGUAAUGUUAACUUUUUUUCAAUCCAUUUAGUUCAUACAUUUUGGAACAGAAUUUAUGCUAAAUAAAUUUACCGUAUUAAAAGAAAUGUUUUCAUUUUGAGUUCAGUUAUGACAAAUUGCUGAUUCAUUUGAUGUUUUAAAUUACACUGCAGUAAAAUGGUGUAUUAAAUUGCAUUUUUGGCAUAAUAAGUUAUAGUGACAGGCUUUUCGGAGUUCAUUUGGUUUUAUCGCAAUUCGAAUUCACCAUAUUAUCUUGUUCCUAGCAAUAAAGAGGUUUAUCAGAUGCUUCUUCCUGCAUCUUAUCACACACGAGUUGAGGGUAUCCACAUUGUGACACACCCCCAACAUGAAACAUCAGUGCUUGCUUUGUUGUACCAAGUUAUUGAUGUCCAUCGAGAAAUAAAUAUUCUUGUGCUUCCAAGAUGUCUUCUGUUGUUAACAACCACCAUUAGGGGUAAUGCUGAACUAAAGUUUCAUAUUUAUUUUGUAUUGGGACUGUGUUCAGUAUGUAUUCCCAAUUGAACCUAAGUGUUUUAGGCCUAUUAAUAAGAAUGGACAACCAAUAUUUAGGAUAGCAUAAGUUUUGUUAAAAGUUAUUUGCUAAAGUGUUGAUGGUUAAUUACAGUUUAUUUAAUGUUAUUUUUUUAUUUUCAUUCAGUUUAUGUUUAAUAAUUUAUAUACAUAUAUAUAGUUGUUUAAGCAACAAACACAAUUGUAUAAAAAUAUAAUAUAUAAGUUUAAGGUGCAUAGUAGUUGUAAAUAAAUGCAUAAGCAUGCCCUGUUAGAGAAAUUGUGAACCUUUAGAAAUUUCAGAUUUUGAGGCUAUUUCAUAAAUGCUUACUCUGAAAAUUUUAAGAAAAUUUUGUGGACUUAGUUGACCUUUAAGAUGGGAAUCCAACUAGAACUAAAAUGUUAAAAGAGUUUGCAGACUAACAUUCUGUUUAACUUUAAAUGACUUACCUUGAGAUAGUAAAAUGUAAUACCAUUUUCUGACACACACAUACACACAUUCCUCAUGCAUGCUUACAUUCUUGUCAUAAAUCCGUCUAUUAUUUUUUUUUUUUACCCAAAAUGGAAAAUUUGCAUAUUGAGCGCAGCACACUUUAUUAAAUAAAAAAUCUGCAUAAAAUCUGCGCCCCAUGGGUGGGUAAAUAUAGUAUUUUUGUCCCGUGGUGAUUUGGAAAGCCAAAUCGCAAACCUUUUAACUGGGGCAACUUCCUCAGCCAUCACUUUUAUUUUGAACUGAGCAUCCAUCAAAGCAAUACUUGGUAUGAAGUUUCUAAUGCUCGUGAUGAUAUUUUGGCAGUAUGCAAAAAACCUUUCUCAUGGCAUCACGUUUAUUUUGGUUUUUCCACAAUGUCAGGAAAAAUCAUGGUUUUUUUUUGUAUAAUGUAUAGUUUAUUGGCACUUUAGUAAAAUUAAUAUUAAAAAGCGAGAGUUGGAAUUGACAGUGUUAUGUAACUGUGCAGUGUGUUAAUGUAUCAGGUGAAUUCAAUGAAGAUUCCCUAAAUAAGCUGUAACCAGUGAAUAAGAAUUAAAAGCCUGGAAACAGAUCUUUGAAAUUUUUAAAAGUUCACAAUUUUUUUCACUAUGUAUUUUUCCCCAGGAUGGAAAAUGCAUACAGAAAUAUGUACAUAUUUAAUCAUAUACAUAUACACCAACUCGUAAUUAUCAUGUGUUGUUUGUGUAAUGAAAUGAUUUACUCUCUAGUCACUAGCCAAAGUUGAAUAUCUCAAUAAUUGUUGUAAAAUACUGUAUUGUGAAAAUAAUUGUAAAGAGAAGUAGAAAAUUGUACCCACAUAUUUUCUCAUACUACUUAGUACUUUUAUAAAGUCUUAAUCAUAGUGUUGCUUGUUAUGUUCGAAAAUGGAGGCAUGUUGGGGGGGGGGUGGGGGGACAGUGAGUGUCCACCAAUGUCUCUGGCUGUAGUAUCUAUUUUUGUAUCAUCCGUUAUUAUGUAGGCCUCUCACACAUGUCACAAAAUUACAUUUUGUCGAAUGAAUUGUGAUUUUUACAAUUUUUACUCAUACUUUAUGAGCAAGAACAGAAAUUGUAACAACCAAUCAAUACAUAGAUUCAAUGAAUAUUUUUAAGUUUAAGAUGUCCUGUUAACUUGAACUGGUUUUCUCAAAACAGUGAGUACAUGUUAUAAACUCGAGAGGUUAGAGCUUAUUAAUGAGAGCCUUGAGAAGUUUCAAGUUGAAAAUCACAGUGUGAAGCAUCAUCUGUUGAAAUGCAGAGAGGAAAUAUGUUGUACUGUAUUCAAUCUAAUUUCUCACUACCCCUUA
Molecule: messenger RNA, 15299 nt
Organism: Bacillus rossius redtenbacheri
Lineage: Eukaryota; Metazoa; Arthropoda; Insecta; Phasmatodea; Bacillidae
Gene: CAP
Product: vinexin
Exons: 27
Coding region: 1792-11217 (3141 amino acids)
Molecular function (GO): protein binding
Source: RefSeq, a predicted model, not a curated record